GCCAGAUGCAGACCAAGACGAGAAGAGCCAUGCGGAUCUAUAUCUUGAGCAAGCUCAGCAGAAUAUAGAUGAUUGUAUGUCUGGAAUGAGAAAUGUCCAGCAGAAAUUCGAGAGCUGGUCUAAAACAACGCUUUAUUUGUCCAAGGCUUUAGAAGAAUCACAAGGCAAAAAGGCGCAAGAAGCUAAAGAUGUGAAGAGGGAUAUUAGGGAAAAUGAAGCAAGCAAGAAACUGCAAGAGGAAAAGUUGGCUUCCGAAAGGCAAAUGUUCGAAUCUCGAAAGGAAUCCCUGGAGAAAAGUCGUGAACAGAAGCAAUUUUUCGAAAAUCUGGUUCCUGUCUUGAGUACUUUUCCCUUAUUAAUCCUUUUAUGGUGACAGUGCUCACAAGAAUACUACAGUUUCGAGUAUUCCUGGGUUUUCAAAUAUUUCUGGGUUGUAUGCAGGCCUUGCAGGUUCUGCAGGCUCUACUGCUGCAGCAGGAGUGGGAUCCGCAACAUCCUUCACCCUCGUUGACCUACUUCCUUUCCUGCCCCAGGCAGCGAUUUCGGGGGCUAUUGGAUACUGCUACUACUCAUAUCUGAAGUGGGAAGUUCUCACAAUGGAAGAAGUUCAAGCAAAGCGACAGGCCUAUAUCAACGAGGUCACAGAGAAAAUUUCUGUAUUUCAGGCUACUCUUAAAGAUCUGUCUUCAGAGACUGUAUCCAUUGCGGAGAUCACCGAGAUCCUCAAAAAGUCCGUAUAUCACUUGAGAGAGCUUCAGUACCGCGUACAAGACUUUAUGGACGGAUUGCUACAGCUGUCCAGAUUGAUAAACAGAGCUGUUAGAGAUAGUAGACUUACAAUCAAAACAGCAGCUAAAAGUGAACGUCUGGCGAACGCAGCCAUAAACCAAGACUUACGCGAGAAUGCUUUCAAAAUGAAAGCCAGCUUCAACUUUCUUCUCAGGGCAACUAAUAUCUACGUUGAAGUCUCUUCAAACUUUAUCACGCCCACAAUUCGUAAAUUUCGCGACCUGCGCCUGUAUGAAGCCAGCUCUGAAGCGGAUAUCAACAAAAAAAUGGAAGCUCUGAAUCAACUUCAGCUUGCAGCCUGUGACGGUACCGUCGACCUGGCUAUUCGGAUGCACGAGGAGCUCAAAAGAGAUAUUCAUGAGAUAGUUGCGAACUCCAAUUUAUUGAAUCAAUAAUCC
Molecule: messenger RNA, 1187 nt
Organism: Aspergillus alliaceus
Lineage: Eukaryota; Fungi; Ascomycota; Eurotiomycetes; Eurotiales; Aspergillaceae
Exons: 5
Coding region: 597-1184 (195 amino acids)
Source: RefSeq, a predicted model, not a curated record